AACGCAGUGAGGCAGCAGCAGCAGACGCUCAGUGCAGCUCUCAGUGUGCGGAGCGGAGGAGGACCGACGGCACAGACUGUAGUUAUGCCUCAGCCCCGGGAAUACAUAUCUCCCCUCGCUCUCUCUCUGUCACACACUCUGCUGCCUCGUCUUUUCUCCCCUCGAGUUCACUUUUAUUAUCCGUCUCUUUUCUUUUGGAGAAGUCGAUAAGGGAAAGCCGGCCGUGCGUCAUGGUGCGUCUUUGCGCAUUAUUCCUGGAUCUUUAAAAAAAAAAGAAGUGAUUUCUUUUGCCUGGACUAAAAUGAAGCGCCUUUUCUGUGUGAAGGAGAGGAGAGACAGCGUUUCGCAGCCCGUGUCUCUCUCUGAAUGUUUGGCUGCCGCUGCUGGUGAUCUGCGUGAAGCCACUGAAUAAAUCGGCGCUCUCUGUAAGGGAAAACGGGUUGCAGUAAGCGGCUUUUUCUCCCUCCGAUUCUCCUCCGCCUCUGACAAUGUGCCAAGUCCAUCCAUCAUACAGGAUCCCGCUGAUUUGUGAUGGUUUUGCUCUUUUUCUUUUCCAGGAUUGAUUUUAUUUGGGAGGGUUUUUGGAUUUUUUUGGAUUCAAAGUGAAGGUCAAUGGAGAGAUUUGCGCAUCCGCCGUGCGUCACGGUCCCAUUUUAACACCAAAUAGCCGUGGUGCGCCUAUUUUCUGCCCGCCUUUAUGUUUGUGUGGUGUGAGAGUGUGUGUUUGUGUGUGUGUGUGUGUGUAUGUGUGUGAGCGCCUCUACCUCUUUUUUCCCCUCACCCUCCCUACUGUGAGAACUCACCCUCUGAUUUUUCUCCCCCUCCUCCUCCUCCAUCCAAGGCUGCAAAGUUAAAUGCUGGAUCUAUAUUUCAGCGACCAUUUCUGGCUGUAAAAAUGCUGAGCGGCGUCCUCUUUCUGAGCGUCCUCACGGUCAGCCUGUCACCGUCCGAAACGGAGAGCCGCAAAACUUCAGCCUCCAAAGAAAUCUGCAAAACCCGCUGCGCCUGCGAGGAGCGGGAGAACAUACUGAACAUCAACUGUGAGAAUAAAGGAUUUACCACCGUCAGUCAGUUCCAGGCGCCCCCAAAUAAAAUCUCGCAGCUUUUUUUGAAUGGAAACUUCCUGUCACGGCUCAGCGCCAAUGAGUUUGUCAAUUAUGGCAAUGUCACUUCACUGCAUCUUGGGAAUAACGGCUUGCAGGAGAUCCGAACCGGCGCUUUUAACGGGCUGCGCUUCCUGAAGCGGCUCCACUUGAACAACAACAACCUGGAGGUGAUUAAAGAGGACACAUUUGCAGGACUGGAGAGUUUGGAAUAUUUACAGGCAGACUAUAAUUAUAUCAGCGCCAUAGAGCCGGGUGCGUUCAGUAAGCUGAAUAAACUCAAAGUGUUGAUCUUAAAUGACAACCUGCUGUUGUCUUUGCCACCCAAUAUUUUCCGCUUUGUGCUCCUCACCCACUUGGAUUUACGUGGCAAUCGGCUCAAAAUGCUGCCGUUUGCAGGGGUUUUAGAGCACAUAGGCGGGAUCAUGGAGAUCCAGCUGGAGGAGAACCCGUGGAAUUGCACCUGUGAUCUGAUUCCCCUCAAAUCCUGGUUGGACACUAUUUCUGUCUUCGUUGGGGACAUAGUGUGUGAGACGCCGUUCAGGCUGCACGGUAAAGACAUCACCCAGCUCAUAAAGCAGGAUCUGUGCCCGCGCAGGAAUGCUGGUGAGCGUGUCCACCCCCCCUCUGACUCUCACUUUCAAGGAGCCCUUCCCCCGACCUACCACCCCGGCAUUAUCACCCCCACCCGUGCCCCGAAAGCUUCCCGUCCUCCCAAAAUGCGCUACAGGCCCACCCCUCGCAUCUCAAAGGACAAACAUGUCUUUGGGCCUAUAAUGGUUUACCAGACGCGAUCCCCUGUGCCCAUGUUGUGUCCCAGUGUGUGCGUUUGCACGUCACAAAACCCGGACAGUGGAUUGAACAUCAACUGCCAAGAGCGGAAGUUACAUAACAUCAGCGAGCUAAACCCCAAACCCUCCUACCCAAAGAAACUCCACCUGACCGGUAACUACUUACAAGUGAUUUACAGAACCGAUCUCACUGAGUACAGCUCGCUGGAGCUGCUUCAUUUAGGAAACAACAGGAUAGCAGUGAUUCAGGAGGGUGCGUUCGAGAAUCUAACAAACCUCAGGCGCCUCUAUCUGAAUGGGAAUUACAUUGAAUCUCUUUCUCAGUCACUCUUCGCUGGCUUGCAGUCACUGCAGUAUCUUUACUUGGAAUAUAACAUCAUCAAAGACAUCUUACCACAAACCUUUAACUCUUUACACAACCUACAGCUGCUUUUCCUCAACAACAACCUCCUAAGAUAUCUCCCUGACAAUGUUUUCGGUGGCACGAUGCUCACAAGACUCAACUUGCGGAAUAAUCAUUUCUCUUACCUUCCCGUUCGAGGGGUCCUAGACCAGCUCUCAGCAUUUAUCCAGAUAGACCUCCAGGAGAACCCCUGGGACUGCACCUGUGACAUUGUGGCACUCAAAAACUGGAUGGAGCUGUCCAGUACCAGUGUGGUGGUGAAUGAAAUCACCUGUGAUUCACCAUCGAAACAUGCAGGUCGCCUCCUGCGCUCACUUCGCAACGAGGCUAUCUGCCCUGAGCCCAGCGAGGUUCCCCCGCCACAAAACACCCCCCCUACAAAAGCCCCUACGUUAAUAACCCCUUCCACUGAGGCUACCACCCCCUCCUCCUCCUCCUCCUCCUCCUCCUCCUCGUCCUCUUCUUCUUCUUCCGUUUUUUCUUCUUCUUCUUCUUCUUUUAGCUCAGUUAGUCCCACUGAAUCCCGAAUCCACACUCCUGAGUUACACCCCGAGGUCCCCCUUUCAGUCCUGAUUCUUGGGCUUCUUGUUGUUUUCAUCCUUUCAGUCUGCUUUGGCGCUGGCCUCUUUGUUUUUGUUCUGAAGAGGCGCAAAGGAGUUGAACACGUCCCCACGGGCGCCAACAACUUGGAUCUCAACUCUUUCCAAGUGCAAUAUGGCUCCUACACCCCCGAACCGACCCAGGACAAAACCUCUGAAAGCCACGUUUAUAACUACAUCCCCCCACCUGUGAACUCCAUGUGCCAAAACCCUAUUUACGUGCAGAAGGACGGCGAACAGGUGGCGUAUUACCGCAACCUGAAGGAGCUCAGCUUUGGGCCCCUGGAUGUAAAGAAGGACGACAUCCUCACGCGCAGCCCAGGGGCCUACACCAUCAGCACAAUGGAUUUUAUGGAUAAAUCCCCAACAUCGUGCGGUUUGACCACCCCAGAGCCUCCUGAGAUGUUGUAUCAAAACUUAGGGGAGAGGCCCAACAAAGAGCUUCCCACAGCUGCAGGCGCCCCCCCUUUCCAUUACAACUUUUGCACUUUACCCAAGAGACCUUGUAUCGUGCCCCCCUACGAGGCUGCUACAGCCCGACGGCAUGUCACCAACCAGGACAGGGUGAACAAAACUGUGCUGUACGGGACCCCCAGGAAAUACUACGGGGCCGAACACCCUUCCAAAAACAAUGAGCACCCGCUCCUGCUCCCCGGGAAGCUAAAAACAGAACCAGACUACCUGGAGGUUCUGGAGAAACAGACUGCGAUGAGCCAACUGUAAGAUAGCGACAAUGCCCCCUCCCCUCCUCCUCCACCUCCACACAGGUUCUGUGCAGCAUUCAUAAUAAUCACGCAGUUACUGUAAUAAUAGCCCUCUCUAUGUAUCUAUCUUAUCUAUCUGUGUUCAAUCCUACAUGAUUGACUGGAAGCGAAACGAAGCCUUUGAUCAUCUUUUUCCUCUCUUCUUUUUCUUCUUUUUUUUUCUUUCCAAGAUGUAUAAAAGGAAUAUAAGAAGUAUAUUAUUAUGCAGUUCUAUUUUUCUCCUGGAAGUUAUAAAUUAUUUCUUCUUCUUUUUUUGAAAAAUGAAAUUCCAAAAGACUUUGAUGACGGCAGGUAUCUAAUGGGCAGGACUGUGUACAAAUACGGCUUUGUGCUUUUCAUAAAACUGUAUUUUAUUAUUUUUUUCCCUGUGACAAACAGAAAAAGUAUGAAAUAAUUAUUCUUUGUAGACGAGGAUAUGCGACAGAUUGACAUUCCUGUACAUAUUUAGCAUACGCAGAUAAAUGGUGAGUGUUAAAACCAGAACAAGAAAAAAAAAACAUUUUCAAAAAUCCAACAAGCGGCAAAAUCUUACUAUACCUACUCCAGAAAGUGCCUUUGCACUCAACUAUUUUAUCAACAAUGCUCUCUGCAACAUGGAAAUGUUCCUCUUUUUUUUUUUUCAAAGUGCUGUAUUUUAAAGAAUCAUGUAAAAUAGAAGACUUAUUUGUCUGUUUAAAAAGAACAAAAAGCGGUAAAAAAAAAAUGAACUUGAGACUGGGUGUGAAAUGAUUUAUGUUCUUGACAGGGAGAAUCAUGUUAUUUUGCUUUCAAUAUGAAGUGUCUUUGGAGAUGUACAACUUAUAGAGAAUAUUGUAUGCUAUAGGGGAGCAAUACAGCGCGGCGAAAUUGCGCCAUUAAACUUUCACUGAAGCACUUUGUCAAGAUCCUGAGCUUGAGGUAAAUUUUGUUUAGACUGUGCAUAAUUAUU
Molecule: messenger RNA, 4588 nt
Organism: Larimichthys crocea (large yellow croaker)
Lineage: Eukaryota; Metazoa; Chordata; Actinopteri; Sciaenidae
Gene: slitrk2
Product: SLIT and NTRK-like family, member 2
Exons: 1
Coding region: 896-3619 (907 amino acids)
Biological process (GO): positive regulation of synapse assembly; axonogenesis
Cellular component (GO): glutamatergic synapse
Molecular function (GO): protein binding
Source: RefSeq, a predicted model, not a curated record